GCUGCGCUGCGGGCGGUGCCGGGCAGGUCGCGGCCAUGGCGGCGGUGUAGCUGCGGGCGGGCGGCGCGGGGCCACCAUGAUCAUCGAGAGCGUAGACGCGCUCAAGUCCUGGCUGGCCAAGCUGCUGGAGCCCAUAUGUGACGCCGACCCCUCAGCCUUGGCCAACUAUGUCGUGGCGUUAGUGAAGAAGGACAAGCCCGAGAAGGAGCUGAAAGCUUUCUGUGCUGACCAGCUGGAUGUGUUCCUGCAGAAAGAAACUUCAGGGUUUGUAGAUAAACUUUUUGAAAGUUUGUACACCAAGAGUUACCUUCCUUCUGCUGAGCCCACAAAGGCAGAGACAAAGCCUGCAGGGCAAGAGAAAGAAGAAGUCAAGGAGGAGUUGUGUGUUAAACAGAAUUUUCAAGAGUCUGUUGAAGAAGAGCGGGAGAGCAGGAAGAAGAAGUAUUCCAGUCCCCAGAGGAGCCGUACAGAUUCCAGUGAGCAAAGGUCCAGAGAGAAAAAGCGGGAUGAUGGGAAGUGGAGGGACUAUGACAGGUACUAUGAUAGGAGUGACUUGUACAGGGAGAAGUCUGGCUGGCGCCGGGGCAGGAGUAAGAGCCGCAGCAAAAGCAGAGGGCUGAGCCGGAGCCGCAGCCGCAGCCGGGGCCGCAGCAAGGACCGGGACGGCAGCAGGAGCGGGCUAGUUCAGGUCUGUCGGAAAAGUAGGUGGCACAGAUUACAGCAUUCCACGCACCUUGAGACCGCGUUAGUUAAGGGCAGAGAGCACCGAGAGAGAGAGAGGUCAAAAUACAAGAGUGAAAAAAAUGAUGUCGAAAGCUCAUAUAAUCCGGUGUCCGCAUCUCCCAGUAAAUCCUCUGAGCAGUAUUCCUCUGCACAAGCUAUUCCCAGUGCUGUAACUGUAGUUGCACCUGCACACCACCUUGAAGGCACCACAGAGAGCUGGUCAAACUACUUCAACAAUCACAGCAAUCCCAGUUCAUUUGGCAGAAACCCUCCUCCUAAAAGAAGAUGUCAAGAUUAUGAUGAGCGAGGCUAUUGUGUCCUUGGCGAUCUCUGCCAGUUCGACCACGGAAACGACCCCUUAGUGGUGGAUGAAGUCUCCUUGCCCAGCAUGAUCCCGUUCCCGCCGCCGCCGCCGGGGCUGCUGCGCCUGCCGGUGCCGCAGCCGCACCCGCAGCCCCCGCCGCCCGUGGUGCUGCCCGUGCCGCGGCCACCUUUAACACAGUCCAGCUUGAUCAACAGUCGUGACCAGCCGGGGACAAGCGCAGUGCCCAGCCUUGCACCCGUGGGAGCAAGGCUGCCUCCUCCUCUGCCUCAGAACCUGCUCUAUACAGUGUCAGAACAUACAUAUGAGCCAGAUGGCUAUAACCCUGAAGCUCCUAGUAUUACCAGUGCUGGUAGAUCUCAGUAUCGGCAGUUCUUUACGAGAGCACAAAUGCAGCGUCCAAAUCUAAUUGGCCUAACAUCUGGGGAGAUGGAUACAAACCCUCGAGCUGCCAACAUUAUCAUCCAAACUGAACCUCCCAUUCCCAUUACAAAUAACAGCAGCAAUGUCACUAGAGUUGUCCUGGAGCCCGACAGCAGGAAGAGAUCUCCAAGCAGCAUGGAAUGUCCACCACUGAAGAAACCCUGGCUGGGAAAGCAAGUGAAUAACAGCCAGAAUAAGCCAGGGUUUUUGAAGAAGAAUCAGUAUACUAAUACAAAAUUAGAAGUUCGAAAAAUUCCACCAGAAUUGAACAAUAUUACACAGCUCAAUGAACACUUCAGCAAAUUUGGAACUAUUGUAAACAUUCAGGUGGCUUUCCAGAACGAUCCUGAAGCUGCCCUCAUUCAGUACUUGAGCAACGACGAGGCGAGGAAGGCCAUUUCCAGCACGGAGGCAGUGCUGAGCAAUCGCUUUAUCCGGGUGCUGUGGCACAGGGAGAGCGAGCAGCCUGCAUUGCUGCAGCAGCAGCAGCAGCAGGCGCCCAGCCCGCAGGCCCUGCAGCACCUGCAGCAGCAGGCCCUGGCCGCGCCGCCCGCCGUCACCGUGCACAGCAGCCUGGCCAAGGUGAUGAACAAGCCCCUGGCAUCUGGUGCCUACGUCCUUAACAAAGUCCCAGUGAAGAGGCGCCUGGGAGCAGCGGGUGGGAGCCAGCCUGAGCUCAGCCAGCCCGGGGCUGGGGUGGAGGAGUCUCAGGUAUUUCCUACUUCUACAAGCCACUCUAAAAUGGUUUACAGUUCUCCAAACUUGAAGACAACUCUGAAGUCUGGUGCAGGGUCUAAACCUCAUGAUGUGCAAGAAGCCCUUAAAAAAAAGCAGGAGGCAAUGAAACUCCAGCAAGAUAUGAGGAAAAAGAAGCAGGAGAUGUUAGAAAAACAAAUAGAAUGCCAGAAGAUGUUGAUAUCCAAGCUGGAGAAAAACAAGGCCAUGAAACCAGAAGAGAGAGCAGAAAUUAUGAAGACUUUAAAAGAGCUAACAGGAAAAAUAUCUCAGUUAAAGGACGAAUUAAAAACUUCAUCUACAACCUCCACACCAUCCAAAUUGAAGUCCAAGACAGAGGCACAGAAGGAGCUGCUGGAUGCAGAGCUGGACUUCCAUAAGAGACUGUCCUCUGGAGAGGACACGACCGAGCUGCGGAAAAAGCUGAACCAGUUACAGGUGGAGGCUGCCCGCCUGGGCAUCCUCCCCGCCGGCCGAGGGAAGGCAGCGGCAGCCCCGGGGCGGGGCCGGGGCCGGGGCCGGGGCGGCAGGGGCCGGGCCAUGCUCAACCACAUGGUGGUGGAUCACCGGCCCAAGGCGCUCACCGUGGGAGGCUUCGUCGAGGAGGAGAAGGAUGAACUGCUACAGCACUUCUCUAAAUUUGGAGAUAUUGAAGAUCUUCAAGAAGAGGAUUCCCCAUUAAGUGUUGUUGUAACUUUUAAGUCCCGCUCAGAAGCUGAAAAUGCUGCUAACCAGGGCUCGCGCUUCAAGGACCGGCGGCUCCAGAUCUCGUGGCACAAGCCCAAGGUACCCUCUGUGUCCACUGAAGUCGAGGAAGAGGAGCCCAAGGAAGAGGAGACUGAAACCUCAGAUUUAUUUUUGCACGAAGAUGAUGAUGAUGAUGAUGAAGAUGAGGAUGAAUCCCGUUCUUGGAGAAGAUGAAACUUGAUGUUUGAAAUGUAUAAUUUUAGGAAUAUAGUUCAAACUACAUCUUUUAAACGUUUAUUUAAGGAAGUUGAUGAGCCAAAAAGAGCUUUACUUUCUUUUCAAACCACAAAAUUUACCAUGAGCAGUUUGGUAUGAAAACAUUUGGGACACAGAGCUGUGAGACUGAGCUAGCCAAGGGCCCAGGAACUUCUUACAGGAUUAUCAAGCUCACCAGGGUGGUGAUUUUUUUCUAUUUAAGAAGGAUAAAAAGCGGGGAGGGGGUUGGAAAUCAGUAUUUUCUUGUCCUCUUUUGUGUCACCUGUAUUACCUUGUUUUGGGUUUUUUAUAAUGUGAUUGGUUUGUUAGUUUAUAAUUGAAAAGAUAUUACAGGUUUUAUUUAGCAAUAUUACGAGGUUAGGGGAAAGACAAACUUUCAUUAAAUAUUAUGAAAGAAAAACUGGCCUCAUUUGCUCGUUGAAAAAAGGGAGCAUUUUAUUUCCUGUGGAGUCUCAUGUUUUAGGAAUUACUUGUGGCUAGAUUCUUAAAUCAUUUACUUCAGUAUGUGUGACAGCCACACUAUCUCUGUGUUGUGCUGCUUUUUGUGAGGAGGUGGAAGAAACAAUUUAACAGGGUAUUGUUAUAACAUUGUCCAGUUCACUCUGUUUCCCCAGAUUCUGCUUCACAGAAAACAUCAGCAGGAGCACACACUGGAGUGCAUUUCCACUCCUUGAUUUCCUUCUGUCAUUUCAGUGUAAGGCUCAGUGUAGGUCAGGCUGUUUAUUGCAUUUCAGUAUUUGUGAGCAGCAUGGAAGGAGUUCCAGUCUUCCUCAAAGAGCUGCCCUGCUCUGGCUGUUCCCAGCUGUGUCCAGGCAAGCCCUGGGGCUCAGAGCAGGGUGGGUUCACCCAGGACUGGGGUGUCCUGGCCCCAGACAGGCUCCAGUGUGGCUGGGGUGCCCUGGGUGCCCUGUGUCCCAUGGCCAUGCUCUGCUGUCCCUGUGCUGAGCAGGGCUGGGCUGGGCUCUGUGCCUUGUGCCUGGGGCACCCAGCAGCACCUCCCUGACUGCCCACUGGCCCUGGCCCCUCCCCAACACGCUUUUUGUGCAUUUCUACACAAAAGCAGCACCAUGGCCAUGCACAGUGCUCUUCUCUCCUGCAUGGCUGCCAGUGUAGGCCCCAGCACCUCCUGACUCAAGGGCAGCAUCCACCAAACCCUUUCCCUGCCUGAGCAGGGCAGGUGCUGAGCACCCUUUGGGGUCACAGCCCUGCUGACUGUCCUUGUGCUGUGCUGAGGUUUCCAUCCUGUGUAAUGUCCUGUUUCUUGUCAGCUGAAGGGAAUGUCUCCAGUAUUCUGUCUCUCUCCAAACCUCUCCUUUUCCUAGAAUUAGGACUGUCCUGCUAAUGCUGAAACUGAACUCCAGGCAUGAAGAAAUGGAGGAGAAACCCACCCCAUGAACUUACAAGAAUGUCUUGCUCUUCUCCCACCACCUCUAGGGGUUUUAAUGUCUGUGGCACAGUGUGUAUCUUGAGAAGUCCAUUGCAGCAAACAUGUCCGAGUCCUGACAACUUAAAAAAGGAGAGAGGGAUCAAAAGGAUUUAUAUAUUUUUUUGUACAGAGUUUUUUCUUAAACUGUAUAAUUUUGUAAAUAUUUUGCUUUUUUGUGUACUAAAAUUACCGGCGUAUAGAUUUCAAUAAGAAUUGUCGUAUUUUUGUAUUUGGAAAAUGAAAUUACAGUGGAUUAAUUAAGCUGUAAGAAAAACUGCGGUAGCCUUCGACACACACAGAAUGGAUUCCUUUUCAUAUGGUUUUAGCUCCAAAGUGACCCUGGGGUGGCACCUGUGUCAGGUGAGGCAGCGAGGGCCGUCUCAGAGCUGUCCCCAGCUGCAGUUUGCCCUCCAGUGCCCCAGCAAGGCUGGCCUGAGUGCCAGGUGCCACCCCAGGGCUGGCAGUGCCCCCGGGCUGGCAGUGCCCGGGCAGAGGGGCUGGAGGAGGAGGAGAGGAGCUGCUGGAGCUGGGCUGCCUUUUGCCAAAGCCUCUGAACACCUCUGUGUUUUAGGGCCUGUCUCGGGGUGGCUUGGCUUGGGUUUCUGUGCUUCCAGAGGCAGCAGGGCAGUGCAGCCAAGUUCAUUUCGUGGGGAUGCUUUUCUGGGAAAUGCACCUGCAGCUGGGGCAAAGCAGCCCUGGGGGGUCCUGUGUGUGCCAGCCACGUGUGCCAGCCACUGCAGGGUGGGGGCAUGGGGAAAGGAAGUCACUGCACACCAUUCCCUCCCUUUCUGUGCUGAAUUAACCUGAGCAAAAUAGACAAAACCACCUCAAAUCUGAAACCAGGCGCCUGCUUAGGAAAACACCACUUUAGCAAAAUCAUGUGAAAAGGAACAAAGCUCCUCUUGGUGUAUAGUAACCUUGUACUAUAGUUUUUACAGAUUGUGAACUUGUGUAAUAGGAUAAUAGCAGAUAUUGUUGAAUUUCUAAUUGUUUACACAUUAAAAUUCAUAUAUGUAAUGUUUGUUUUAUUGAUUACAAGCCAAAUUUCUAAGA
Passer montanus (Eurasian tree sparrow) is the source of this 5645-nucleotide messenger RNA. It is a transcript of the gene RBM27, whose product is annotated as RNA binding motif protein 27. Gene Ontology annotation, molecular function: metal ion binding; RNA binding. NCBI's taxonomy places the organism in Eukaryota, Metazoa, Chordata, Aves, Passeriformes, Passeridae. Gene Ontology annotation, biological process: mRNA processing. Gene Ontology annotation, cellular component: nucleus. The record is from RefSeq and is a predicted model, not a curated record.